This is a messenger RNA of Austrofundulus limnaeus, 1168 nucleotides long. It is a transcript of the gene lsm11, whose product is annotated as LSM11, U7 small nuclear RNA associated. The coding region runs from base 54 to 1019 and encodes 321 amino acids. NCBI's taxonomy places the organism in Eukaryota, Metazoa, Chordata, Actinopteri, Cyprinodontiformes, Rivulidae. The transcript is spliced from 4 exons. The record is from RefSeq and is a predicted model, not a curated record. Gene Ontology annotation, cellular component: U7 snRNP. Gene Ontology annotation, biological process: mRNA 3'-end processing by stem-loop binding and cleavage. Gene Ontology annotation, molecular function: U7 snRNA binding.
CCGGCAGAAACUUUUCCCAUGAUUCUUCGCGUGCUGUUGCGUUUGUUUCAAACAUGGAGGAGAGGGAACGAGUGAGUGACAAGUGUGGCCGCGAAAAAGCUGUGUCACGAGCGGAGCACGAGCAGGAGGCAGAUUCCACCGAGCGAGAUGAUGAAGCAGACACAAUGAACGUUUGUUCCGAGCGGUUCGACCCGCUGCGGGCAUUGUACUCCUCGACCGCGCCGCCGCUUCCUUUCCCAAACAUCAAGUGCUUCAACAAUGUGGCGGAGUACGAGAGCCACCUGAAGGGAGGCCGGGGCCGAGCAAAGCCGGAGAACGUGGAGAAGAGGCGGCUAAAAGCCAUGAAAGGAGUGGCCGACCCGGAACGGAUCGAAAAGCUGAAGAAGCUGAUGGUGAACAACCCGGUGCCGGACUCGGAGGAGGGGGGAGGCAGCAGCCAGCCGAGGCGGAGGAGGAGGGAGAAACCUCAGAGGAAUGUCCUGACAAGGAUGCCCUUGUGUAAGGGCAGUCCUCUGGGAGAGCUGCACCGCUGCGUUCAGGACCGGAUCAGGGUCAAAGUUCACAUCAGGACCUUUAAAGGGCUGAGGGGAGUGUGCUCGGGCUUUGUCGUGGCCUUCGAUAAGUUUUGGAACAUGGCGAUGGUUGAUGUAGACGAGACAUACAGAGAGCCUCUGUUUGGAGAGGCACUCCACCACGAGAAGGCCCUCACAGUUACACGGCUCUUUGAGAAGCUGCGUCUGCAGGAGAACCCAGGAGUGGCCGAUGCGGUGAAGAAGCAGGAAGCCCAGGGAAAAGCCAACGAGCCCAGAGAGACUCUGACAAGCCGCUCGGAUGGGCCUGAUACCACAGAGGACAGCGGGGUGGCCCGGUCCAGGCGGUCAGAAAGCGUUCCGAACAAACCGGACAAAGGGGACAUCUCUCAGGCUGGUCAGAAGUACGGGAAGGUGCGCACGCGCCACAUCAACCAGCUCUUUAUCCGCGGUGAGAACGUUGUUCUGGUGAACCCACAGCCACUCUGAUCUCUUUCUGAUUAUCAUCCGGGACAAUAGCGCGCCAUCGCUGCGACUUCAUUAGAUUCACAUGAAUCAAACUCAAACUGUUAUAUCAUAUUGAUAUGGCACAGAAAAGGAAUUAUUUUGAUUAAGUAAUAAAAGCUUCUUGAAAGUAA